GCACACGGAGUCAGUCCCUGCCUCUGUUUCCACGGAUGCGAUCACUUGCCAAUUCGCCUCUGGCCGCUGACUGUCUGAAUUUCGUUAUUGUACCUGACCGUUACCUUCCGAUCUUGUUUUUGUCGCAUUUCCGCUUAUUUUUCGCACUCUUUCUGAAGCUCCGACGUAGAAUUUGCCUUAUAUCGUUCGCGGAUCUGCGCCCUCACACUUCAGACGUCGUGUCGAUGCGGUUUCUUGGUGAUGGUUUCGGGAUUGCGCAAUGUUGUAGUAUUUCGUUCGUGGUAGUUGUUUGCGUGAGCAGGUUUGGUUGGUGAUGAGUUUCGGUGGAGGUUUGAGCAGGGUGUGUGAAUUCCGAUUUGUGAUGUGUGGAGAGAGUGGUGAGAAUUUGGUGAGAGUCUUGGAAUUUUGAGUGAGGAGCAGUGUGGAUGUUGGAAGCGGACAAAUUGGCUUGGGUUGGAGAGAGUGGGUGUUUUGUAUCCUGAUUGACCUCUCGGUCUCUGAUAAGACAUGUCAUCGUUUAGAAGGCUUAAAGCGGAGGCAACGCUGCGACUCUACAGCCUGCCCCGUCGUGAGCUUCAAGUGCUGUGCAAGCAGUAUGGUGUCCCUGCGAACAAGACCAAUGUCUCCAUGGCGGACGCUCUCUCCGCGUGUAUACUUUGCGUUGGUUUUGAAUCGGCAGGCUGAGAAUGGGAAAUCCAAAGCGUCAUCAGGCACAAGCUCUCUAGGAGUUUCAAAGAGUACUCCUAUGAAGUUUAAAGUGGAGAAAAAAACAGGAUUGCCCGAGGCAUCAUUGGCGUCGUUCGCUUUGAAUGGCAAGUCAAAGAUCUCGCCUGUGAAGAUCGCUGAGACAGUACUUACGGAUGACAAAAUCGAAGCCAAAUUUCUCCGAUCCACUACAACGCCCUUAAAGCGAGGAAUUAAGAGAUCUGAAAGACCUCUGCAGACUCUAGUCGAGGAGAAAUCAAAGAUCACAGUUGUCCCUGCUUUCACACGAGCUGCCGCAUUUCAGGAAAGACUCGGAAAAGCAGCGCCUGCAGCCACCCAUGGCAAAUUCGGGAAAUCAAUAACGGCAGCGAGCAGUCCCAAGGCACGGGCAUCCACGCCGAGGAAGCGAUCGACAGAGGCAGCAGCCAUUAAGAUUAGAAGGAGCCGAGAUGCUCUUCCAGCUGUCUCUUUCUCUGAUUUUCCUUCUACGCCUAAAUCUUCAGAGUCUCAAGUACCCGAAAUUACGCCGUUGAACUCCACCAGUAGAAGAGCCAUGAAAAUGAAGUCUAGGCUCAGUUCUAGGAUAUCCUCGCACGAAGAAGAGGCCACACUCCCGUUGCCUAAAUUGGCUGGUGGAGCGAAGCAACCAUCAAGGGACAAGAGGGUGGCUUUCGCUGACGAGGCCGAGAUAAACAAAAGUGUACCGGGGGGACCAGAGCCCCAACCUGAACCCGACACAGAGACCAUUGAAGUCUCCUACGCUGAAAUUGAAUUUAAGAAUCCAGCCCUUCACAAAGAACUGUUUGGAUCUCUAAGGAGUGUAACCGUGGAAGAGGAGCAAGUUAUAUCUCCGGCCCCGAGACAGGAAAUUACCCCCCUGAGUCCUCAAAAAACAGGAUUCGAAUUCAAGGACAUGGCUCGGCACAAAGAGCUCUUUGGAUUAUGCCGAAAUUCUGAAAAUAAUUGUGAGGGGUUUGCUGACUCGCUAAUCGACUCGGAACCGGUUGGGAUCUCGAAUUGUGCCACUCGAUGGGUACCAUCAGAGCGUAGUAGUUUCAACGCUUCAUUACUUUCACCCGAACUUCUACAUAACAGUACUACACCAGUACACGAUCGUCCGCUUCUCCCCUGCAUUCGUGAGGGUGCAAGUGGCGGUUUGAAUAGUAGCGUGGAAGUAUUAGAGGAGCACCCGGAGCGUCAUCUUCUUCAGGGUCACGAUCUGGGACCCGAUUUAGAUGGUUUCGACCUUGCAGCAAGCCGUUGUGAGAGGAGAAUGAAAGUAUCGGGCCGUAGCCAUGGUGAGCUUCGGACCUGCUUGAAUAGAGUGCAGAGUGAUUCUGAUAUAUUUAUAUCUGAUGAAGUCCAGAGAUUCUCUCAUGAGCUGUUCGAUAAGGAAGAGGAUAAGUUUUUUCCCACUGUCGCAGCAAUGAAGGGCGUAGUUGCUGCAGUUACAGAUAUGCCCAUGUCAGGCCCUGAGCGUAGUGCCCAGAUUCCUGCAACUCCAAUGACAACAAUGCAGACCAAUUCCACCUCAAAUUUCGGGGAGACAGUAACUCCGUUAACGAAAAUCCGAAACAAAAUAGACUCCACUCUGGCGAAAGCCACCUCCAUACUGGAAAAACUGGCAACUUGGAGUUCCGACGCUGAGAGGAAAGUGCGAGAAGGCUAUUGGGAACCCAAGUGCUCUUCAAUCAUGGAGGAUCCUUCCGCGGUUGAUGGAUUCAAAACCCCUACUACGAAGGCGCUUAUUGCAAAGACGGUAGUCGACAGGGAUUUGCCCAGUGCGAAGAAGCCAAGAUUAACGCCAAAGCCCAUGAUGGACUCAGAAAAGGAAUUCAUUGUCUGUGAGGACUUGGAUAUCGUGUCCAAGGGCGACGCACCGGGUGCUAAGAAAGUCCGCACCCCAGGCGAAUCAAUAUCGGGAGUAUCGGACAAGGAAAAUCAGAGCGAGGUUUCAAGAAAGAUAAUCGGUCUCGGUAGGGAGAAAAAGAAGGGUAAUAAAUAUGAAGUUUUGAGAGACCUCUCCAUGAAUUCGUCCAAUGAGAAUGUGCAAGGCAUCGCUAAAGCGGGCACAGGUCAAGUUCGUCCCGAAGAAAUGAGUUGGCGGAAACUACGGGCUACCGUGAAAGAGAGGGUUAGGCAGAUUGAAGCGUUGAAGGAUUCGGAUACACGAACACACAAAUGCUGGAACAUGACAUUCUGAACUUUAAGGUAUCGUGCACUUCACAUUGACAGUAUUUCUUUUUUCUGAAUGGCUCUGAUUAGAUCUUGCACCGUGGAGGAUUGCGUGAAGUAUUGUGAGUAUAAACAAUAUUUCAACCUGAUCCCCAUUGCAGGUGAUGAAUUUCAGAACCCAGUUUUGCGCAAGGAAUGUAGAGGAAAUUAGGUGAAAAGUAACCGGCAGCAGUAGUUUAUGUCCCCAGGCAAGGAGAGUACAUAUGUACAUAGUACCUAGUUUAUUUGAUACGGUUCCGAUUCGUUAGAAAUACAUCCAACAACACCGAAUUUAAAGUAAAGUUGAUGGCCGAGUUGUUCACAGCAUCAAGUAGAAACUGAAGUUUCGAAAUGAUGGUAGGUAUUGUUGCAGUGAUCAUCUGUGGGCAAUGUUGGACUAUGCUAUGACAUGUGCAUUGUUCCAUCUCCACAUUUAAUGAGCAAUUCAUAUGAAAACCUCCAAUCCCGAGGUUGGGGAUUGAUUUACUCAA
Messenger RNA from Physcomitrium patens, 3410 nucleotides. Lineage: Eukaryota; Viridiplantae; Streptophyta; Bryopsida; Funariales; Funariaceae. The record is from RefSeq and is a predicted model, not a curated record.